This is a messenger RNA of Penicillium coprophilum, 1551 nucleotides long. RefSeq lists its product as uncharacterized. The record is from RefSeq and is a predicted model, not a curated record. The coding region runs from base 1 to 1551 and encodes 516 amino acids. The transcript has 6 exons. Lineage: Eukaryota; Fungi; Ascomycota; Eurotiomycetes; Eurotiales; Aspergillaceae. Gene Ontology annotation, cellular component: endoplasmic reticulum membrane. Gene Ontology annotation, biological process: karyogamy involved in conjugation with cellular fusion; nuclear membrane fusion involved in karyogamy.
AUGAGGGCAAUCGACAGCUUUCAAGCGCUUUCAUAUAUCUUCCUGAGACUUGCACAUCUCAGUCGAGCAGAUGCCUCUCAGCACAGCGUCCCAAUUAUCGCGCCAAGCGCACCAAACAUCGACGCGAUCUCGUUUCUCAGUUCGCGAUCGCAAGACCAAGACAGCAUCUUCAACGAAGCUGUCAAAAUUCUAGACUCAAUGAAAUCUUCACCCUCGUGCAAUCGACUUGCAGCAACGAGAUUAGUGAGCUCGUGUCAAACAUUCAGCGAUGGCAAACAUGAAGCACAGAUAGACAGCUCAGAGACGCUUGACUUCCUUCGGUCUAUCUAUGCAGCGCGUCUGGCAUUAUGUGAAAUUGACGGUGCUGGUACUCAAAUACCUCCAUCAUGCCUUUCAAUCACAGUGUCGCCACCUCCACAAAAGAAUCGAUUCAGCUUUGUGAAUCGACAAAGAGGCUCUGAUCCUGCAUCAGACGAAGUCCCGAAAGCAUUAUUAGAGCAAUGUCUGAAGACACUUGAGUCGCGACCCCAGUGGUGGACUUCUUACAGUAACAGUCGCCAGAAUGCUCUUGUGAUCUGCCAUGCCUCGCGAAUGGAGACGGAAAAGGAGGAGCUUAUUGACUUGCAUCGAUCCAUUGCCAAGAGCAGUCUUAAACUCAACAACGGACUUCAAGAGGCUUUGCAACAUGCAGCUGCACAAUCCAUGGAGCAGCAAUCUUUCAUACACGCUGUUCAGUCUCUGCAAGAGAGGAUCGUGACCGAUAUGGAAGCGACUGACUCGGUGUUCAAACGAAAGUUCAGCAAGUUUCUUCGUGAAAUAGAAAUUGGGAUAUCGUCUCUGCAAGAUUCUAUAUCAGCGGCUUUAGCAAAUGUGCGGACCGGGACAGGGGCCCUUGAAAAGGACAUCCGGAAUGUAUCGAGCCAAGUGGUAACACUUCAACAGGCUCUACAGAGUGCGCAUCAAGAUGCAAUGGCUCGAAGCCAAGAGACGUUGAAGGUCCAAGAAAUCAAUGCUGUCGCCCAGAAGGAUCUCGCCUCCUCUUUACACAUGUCGCUCGAGUCGCUUCUUGACUCAGACAUGGACAGAAUAUACCGAGGCAUGCAGAAGUUUGAUGCUGCUAUGGAAUGGCUGACCAGCCGGAUGAACAUGAUUCUUGAGCAGGAAACCAGGAUGGCGGAGCGACUUGAAACCAUGGAAACAUUUAUACAACAGUCCGAAUCGAAAGCAAGCGAGUUGCAAAAGGCACAGGUCCAACAAACAGAAGCCCUAUCUGCACAAUCUCGAGCCCAGGAGGCCAUUCAGUUCCAUGCGCAAGUAUCGCAAGCUUUGCUAGCCAAGACUAGCACUGCCGCUGCCAAUUUGCAAUCUGUUAUCGACGAUGCAGCUUCCAAGUCCAACCACCUCCCGAGUUUUGGUGGAGGAUCCUCCACGUGGUCUCUCUGUGCCGUCCUCCUCAUGGUCAUCGCCGCCCAAAACCUUAAGAUUGCCAUCGCUUUGUUUUUUCUUAUUUUAGGGCAUUCUGUUGCCCUGAUAAUCUUCAAAUUUCUUUAG